Messenger RNA from Cryptomeria japonica (Japanese cedar), 526 nucleotides. Its product is annotated as large ribosomal subunit protein eL31-like. Gene Ontology annotation, molecular function: structural constituent of ribosome. Lineage: Eukaryota; Viridiplantae; Streptophyta; Pinopsida; Cupressales; Cupressaceae. Gene Ontology annotation, biological process: cytoplasmic translation. The record is from RefSeq and is a predicted model, not a curated record. Gene Ontology annotation, cellular component: cytosolic large ribosomal subunit; ribosome. The transcript has a single exon. The coding region runs from base 66 to 428 and encodes 120 amino acids.
UUUCUCUUUAGGUGCGUUAGGGUUUCUGGGGCAGGGCAGAUCGCCCGUAUUUUUCGAAGAUCACAAUGGUUGAGAAUGGCAAGAGCCGCAGAGAAGAGGUCGUGACCAGGGAGUACACCAUUAAUCUACACAAGCGUCUUCAUGGCUUUACUUCUAAGAAAAUGGCCCCAAAGGCCGUUAAGGAAAUCAAGAAGUUUGCCCAGAAGGCUAUGGGAACAACUGAUGUGAGAGUUGAUGUGAAGUUGAACAAGGCCGUGUGGAGCAGGGGUAUUAGGAGCGUACCGAGGAGAGUUAGGGUUCGAAUCUCCAGGAAGCGCAAGCUUGAGGAGGAUGCCAAGGAGGAGUUGUAUUCGCUUGUUACUGUAGCAGAGGUGCCUCCAGAGGGACUGAGGGGUUUGGGGACUAAAGUUAUUGAGGAGGAGGACUGAUCUUUGUAUAACACGAGAUAUUUUAAUGUUUUGGGAAAGUUUGUUUUUCCAGUUCUAUAGGAGUAUUUAAUAUCUUGGAAUACUGAGUUUUGUAGGAU